This is a messenger RNA of Prunus mume (Japanese apricot), 1777 nucleotides long. It is a transcript of the gene ASPGB1, whose product is annotated as N-terminal nucleophile aminohydrolases (Ntn hydrolases) superfamily protein. Gene Ontology annotation, molecular function: hydrolase activity. The record is from RefSeq and is a predicted model, not a curated record. NCBI's taxonomy places the organism in Eukaryota, Viridiplantae, Streptophyta, Magnoliopsida, Rosales, Rosaceae.
ACAAAUGCGAUGCAGGGAAUCCUGAUUUAUUUAUUUAUCUCGGUUUUUGUAACAAAGAAUCCUAAUUUUCAUUUUUGCAAUUUUAUUUUUUGGGCCCAACAGAAGAUUCCCCACCUAAUUUAAUGAAAUUUUAAGAUCCGGGUUCAAAGGGCAUUUGGAGUCCGCCAGCGCCUAUAUAAACCUCCCUCGGCCCCCUUCAUACUCGCAGCCACAACAUAGAGAGAAAGAGAGAGCUAGAGAGUGAAACAGAGAGACAGCAAAGCAAGUCCAGAAAGAGGACACAGAGAGAGCGAGAGACAGGCAGUCAGAGAGAGAGAGAGAGAGAGAAAAUGGGCGGGUGGGCAAUCGCUGUUCACGGCGGCGCUGGUGUGGAUCCCAAUCUCCCGAUGGAGCGUCAGGAACAGGCCAAACAACUCCUCACUCGCUGCCUCAAUCUUGGCAUCUCUGCUCUUCGUUCCGAUCUCGCCGCCAUUGAUGUUGUUGAGCUUGUUGUGAGGGAAUUGGAAACCGACCCCUUUUUCAACUCCGGCCGUGGAUCGGCCCUCACUGAGAAAGGGACGGUGGAGAUGGAAGCCAGCAUCAUGGAUGGGCCCAAGAGACGAUGCGGCGCCGUAUCGGGCUUGACCACCGUUAAGAACCCGAUCUCGCUGGCACGUCUCGUCAUGGACAAAUCCCCUCAUUCCUACCUCGCCUUCUCCGGCGCCGAAGACUUCGCCCGGCAACAGGGAGUUGAGCUCGUGGAAAAUGAAUAUUUCAUCACUGAGGAAAAUGUGGGCAUGCUCAAGCUAGCAAAGGAAGCCAACACCAUCUUGUUUGAUUACAGGAUCCCACUUGGAAUGGAGAGUUGCAGCUCAGGUGUGGAGAGCCCGUUGCACAUGAACGGGCUCCCCAUUAGCGUCUAUGCCCCCGAAACUGUCGGUUGCGUGGUGGUGGACAACCAGGGGCGCUGCGCUGCGGCCACAUCCACUGGUGGGCUCAUGAACAAAAUGACGGGCCGCAUUGGCGACUCACCCCUGAUUGGUGCUGGCACGUAUGCGGGUGACUUGUGCGGGGUCUCGUGCACGGGAGAGGGCGAGGCCAUCAUUCGCGGUACAUUGGCGCGUGAGGUGGCAGCUGUGAUGGAAUACAAGGGCCUGGGCCUACAGGAGGCUGUGGACUUUGUGAUCAAAGAGAGGCUUGAUGAUGGGAAGGCCGGGCUCAUAGCAGUGUCCAACAAAGGGGAAGUGGCAUGCGGGUUUAAUUGUACUGGGAUGUUUAGGGGCUGUGCAACUGAGGAUGGGUUCAUGGAGGUUGGGAUUUGGGAGCAGUGAGGGACUUUGAAAGUGAAAAGCUUUCUGGGUUGCUUUGGAUACUGAAAUAGUUGGUAUCUAGGCUUCUCUUUCUGGAUUUGCUUUGUUGUUGGUGGUGGCGUUCUGGAUACUGCAUUGCUUGUAUCUGGAGAGGAGGCUCUCUACAAUCAGGAAAGGCAUGCCACAUUAGGUGUAAGUUGUAGUUUAAGUGGGCCAUGCACUUUACUGAUAAUCUCGAAAUAAAAGCCCAAGGCAUUUUCCUAAACUUUGAUUUAUUAGUUACUUUAUUAUUAACUUAUUACCAUCUUAUAUGUAAUUUUAUAAAUGGUCAGCUACGGGAAACACCAAACUAUAGGGUAUAUGCAAAUUGGAAUACACGAACUAUUGAGCAUUCAUAAACAGCUAAAAUGUAGCAAUGGUCCUGAACUAAGAUCCAACUUUACUUUUCGUCUUUCAGUUUUUAAAAUUGUUAUGGUCCUUCAAUUAGA